CACCCCCAGCGAAUGAAACAGCAGAAGAAGAAGAAUUGAACGUUUCCCGGUAGUUGAAGCGCCUUAGGUCCUACUUUAGGUGACUAACAAUUGCUUUUCGACCCCCCGUGCAAGGUACCAAGAAAAGGAUUUAAAUGCCACUUAACGACUUUAUCCAGUCAACACAUCAUGUGGAUUCCCCCAUAUUAGCUGUUUACUGGCGACCUGUGACUUUAAGAAUCAUCGCUGGAACCAAAGACUGAGAAAUGGAGGAGGGCUCGGAGGUGAUGGAGAAUAUUGUCUUCCGAGGAGCAGAAUUUGCAGUGAAGGUAGAAGUGGAUAAGGGCGUACUGCUGGUGGAAAUAUCUGAUUCAAAAACGGCAGAUCAGUGGAAGGGAGAAUUUGAUCCGGCGUACAUUGAAGAUCUCACGCGGAAAACGGGCAACUUCAAACAGUUUCCAAUAUUUUGUAGCAUGUUGGAGUCUGCCGUCAGAAAGACGAGUGAUUCUGUCACACUCGACUUGCUGACCUACGCAGACCUCGAGCUUCUGCGGAACAGGAAAGCGGGAGUAGUCGGCCGCCCUCGAGGCCAUCCGCAGUCGUCCGCCCUCACCGCCAAACGCUACCUUAUUCUCAUCUACACUGUGGAGUUUGACAGGUUGCCGUGCCUUUGCUUAUUUGUUUCCUUUUUCUUUGACGUUGCGUGCUCGCUGCCGACUCGUGUCCUCUCCUUCUGUAGGAUACACUACCCGUUGCCGCUGCCGUACGUGGGCAAGCCCGACCCAGCCGCCUUGCAGAAGGAAAUCAGGAGCCUUCGGUCGGAGCUAAGCGCCCUCACCUCUCAGGGCGUCGGCAAGUCUGCCGAGCUUGAAAUCCACCGCUUACGAGCAGAGCUGGCUCUCAUGAAGGAGGAGAAAGAGGCCAUCGCCAAGGUCCUGGAGCAACUGCAGCUCGGCGGAAGCGUUUCGACGCCCGGCGGACCUCAAGACUGGCGGGAUCGGGACGUGGUGAGGACCUUGCAGGAACAGCUGCUCAAGGAGAGGGCCAAGAGUCAGCGCUCAGCUAGCAAACGAUGCCAGGAGCAACGACUCCUCAUGGAGCAGCUGGAUGAGCUGAGGGCCUCGGAGUGCGCCCUCCGCCUGCAUGUCAAGAGUCUGACCAAUGAAGUGGCACUCUUACGCAGAAGUAGAGGGACGCCCUUGUCUGCCUGCGGGGGGAGGCUGGGUCAUUCGCACAACCCAGCCAGGGGUCGCUCAGGAUCCAGAGAGCGCAGAGGCGACAGAGCGCAAAGGUCAACGGAAAGAGGGAGAUCGGACUCAACAGGGCCACGCGCAAUCGUACGAAGGCAGUCACCUUCUCCCACCGGGUCCCGAGCACCUCGCUUUGACCCAACCGCUUACAUCCAGGACAAACAGCGCCGGCUAAGAGAAUCUGAACUGAAAAAACAGUUAAAGGUGCGGCGAGACUUAAUGAUAUCGCCAUCAUUGGUCCCCGAACGAGGGCGUUCCCGCUCCAGAGAGGCUUGUCCUCAGUUGAGCCGCGCCGGCAGCCGAGGAAGGAGUUUGUCCAGAGAGCGGCAAGGGAGUAGGAACUCCUCCGAGAGCUCCUUGGUGGAUAUGGAGGAAUUGACCAAAGCGCUGCUCAGAGGAAGGAAACAGACGUUCAAUGGCCCCAGUGCGUCCAGAGGAAGCCUGAUAUCCCGGAACCCCUUAAGCAGCACUCCAACGUACAGGAUGAAGGGCAAAGAGAGCUCUAUCGACACAGGCGCAGAACUGUCAGAGAUAGACGCCAGGCUGCAGGCCUUGCAGGAGUACAUGAGGGACUUGGACACAGGACAUUGACAGAUGGUGUAGCUUGCAGCCAAACAAAGCUCAUGUGCAGGACUCAAAAACCGAACGGCGUUUCCAGCUCUGGAUGCCAUUUUGUUUUUGUUUUUUUAUUUCUUCACCAUGGACCAGAAGCUCUACGAGACUGUUUAUGUUCAUGACCUCAAACGUCUGGAAACAAAAGCAGUCACCAUGUGUCUCAACUAUUUUUACAUGUGUUUUCAAUCUUUUUUAUUAACUUAAAAUAUGACUGUGAAUAAAUGUAGCUAUAAUCCCAACAAGUGGAUUUAACUCAA
Molecule: messenger RNA, 2101 nt
Organism: Hippocampus zosterae (dwarf seahorse)
Lineage: Eukaryota; Metazoa; Chordata; Actinopteri; Syngnathiformes; Syngnathidae
Gene: ccdc61
Product: coiled-coil domain containing 61
Exons: 12
Coding region: 246-1820 (524 amino acids)
Cellular component (GO): centrosome
Source: RefSeq, a predicted model, not a curated record